Molecule: messenger RNA, 1632 nt
Organism: Mangifera indica (mango)
Lineage: Eukaryota; Viridiplantae; Streptophyta; Magnoliopsida; Sapindales; Anacardiaceae
Product: transcription factor bHLH71-like
Exons: 3
Coding region: 384-1358 (324 amino acids)
Biological process (GO): regulation of transcription by RNA polymerase II
Molecular function (GO): DNA-binding transcription factor activity, RNA polymerase II-specific; protein dimerization activity; RNA polymerase II cis-regulatory region sequence-specific DNA binding
Source: RefSeq, a predicted model, not a curated record
AGCUUGCUGGAGUUGUUUGUAUGCAUAUUUCUAUAUAGAUUUGGGUCCCUCAUCCAUUCAUCCAUCGCUAAUCUCUCUGUCAUUAGUGUCGACAGCAUCUUUGAAAUCGGGAAGGGAAACCAAAAUUAGCAGCAGUGAGUUGUGAGCUGCCUCUUUCUUUCUUUCUUUUUUUCACUUUGUUUUGCAACUAGAAAAACUCAACACACUUUCUGCCCUCUCACGCGCAACACCUCCCUUCUCUCCUUAUUUCCUUCCUACUAAUCUCAUUUUAACCAUAUCUCUAUCUUCUCUCAAGUUCAUAAACACAGAAUUCUUUUCAGCUUAUAUGUUGAAGUAUGAAACAAGUUCAUGGUGUCAAGUCAUUAAGGUUUUAUUUAUAAGAAAUGACACUUGAAGCUCUUUCUUCUAACGAGUUCUUAAACUUCAUCAUUUAUGACACUAUUUCUGCAACCCCAUAUAGCAGCCAAGAAUAUUCUUUAGAGACUGCAGCCGGUUUCUCAUUGGGAAAUAAUUGCACAACGCCUCAAUUCCUUGAAGACCAAGUUCUUAACAUUGGCGCUUUAAAUACGUCUUCAUUUUCAGCAAUGACUCGACAACGUCGCUCUGUGGGAGUCGAAUCAAUGGACAAGAAGCAGAACCUGGCGGUGCGAGGGGGGAAGAAGAGGCGAAGAAAGCCGAGAGUUUGCAAAAACAAAGAGGAAGCUGAGACGCAAAGAAUGACACACAUUGCUGUUGAGAGAAACCGCCGUAAACAAAUGAAUGAGCAUCUUGCUGUUUUGCGUUCACUCAUGCCUGAAUCUUAUGUGCAAAGGGGUGACCAGGCUUCCAUUGUAGGAGGAGCUAUAGAUUUUCUGAAGGAACUAGAGCAUCUUUUGCUGUCACUUGUGACUCAAAAGCUCCAAUUGCUACAAAAUAGAGAAACUGCAGGAGCUGCUAACAGAGACAACAGCUUCUCUGUCUCUGAAAUGGUGUCACCACCUUUGGCACAAUUAUUCAUGUAUCCUCAUUACACAUGGUCUCAGAUCCCUAAGAAGUUUACAUCCAGGACAAAAGCAGCCAUAGCUGAUGUCGAGGUGACUUUGAUUGAAACUCAUGCAAAUCUUCGAAUCCUCUCUCGAAGAAACCCUAGACACCUCUCUAAAUUAGUUGCUGGUCUUCACUCGCUUCAUCUCUCCAUUCUUCACCUUAAUGUCAUCACAAUGGACCCUUUGGUCCUCUACUCUAUCAGUGCUAAGGUUGAAGAGGGAUGCCCAUUGACUUCAGUAGAUGACAUAGCAGGAGCAGUUCACCACAUGCUUAGGAUAAUUGAAGAAGCACAAAAUGUUGAUGGAUCAUCAUCGGUACUUUGUUGCCUAUAACCAGUGCUCCUGGGGUUGCAGUUGUGGCAGUCUUUUUUGUUUCUUUUCGGCAAAGUUGCCCUUGCUUUUUAGUGUUUGGCUUCUAUUCAAGCUUGUCUUUUAUCCCCCUUUUCAGCAUGACUUGUGAGUUCAAAAGGGCAAAUCAAUAGGGUUUCACUCCAAAAUGAAAUUAAAAAAAAAAAAUCAAUGGUCCCUGCAAACUCACUGAUAAAGUUUGGUUAAUUUUUAUGUGACAUGUUUAGGAGAGUGAAAUAACAGCGUUCUUUUCAUCUUA